AUCCAUUUUACCGGCGAGGAUAGUGUCUUCGUAAUCGUCUCGUACAUUUUGUCAAAUUUGCCAAAGUUUGAUCAAGACUUUCUUCAGAUAACAGUUUACUAUCAUGUCUCGUUACGACAGAGGUCGUUCAUUUGAUCCAGGUAGUCGUUCAGAGCGAAAAAGGUAAGAUUUAAUUCGACGGGCAGAAUUAUUACUUGACAGGAAACAACCAUCGUUUAGAUUAGUUUUUAGACAACCCUGUUUGAUUCAUCUAGCAGCCAAAUCUUUCGGUCUGUGGGAAAUAUUUUCCUUGAGAAAAUGGCUUACCCGAGCUUCUGAAGUAUGUUUAUACAUUAAUGCCGAAAUCUUUGGCGUAGAAAAGAAAUAUUUGUGGCGUUUUCGGCAGUGCUGCCGCAACCUCGUGCGACAAGCGGCUUUCUCAAUUUUCAAUUCAUUGCCCACAGAAAGCGUGAAAGUUUCGUAGGAUUUUAUUAAGCUGGCAGCUAUUAUUUUUUUUCGUUGAAAUUAUAUCACGUUAAGCUUUUUACCGGUUUAUAUGUUGGUAAAGUCAGUGUAUUUUCUCAGCAAGGUUUCGAUCAAAGCAAAAACACGGUGUGGAAAAUUCCUUACGGUUAAUUUAUUAUUCAACACAGAAAUAAGUUUAUUCCAGUAGCUGCAAAAAUUUUCGUCCCUCUUUCGUGCAUCUUUAUUAUAGAACAGAAUAUAUAAGUAAGGUACUUUCUCUUCAAGUAACCGUGUUUUAAGGAUGUGUUUCAAAUCUUAAUAUACCAAAUUAGUGAAAGCUUUGCCAAGGGGAAAAUUUUUCGAAAGAUGAGGGAAAAUUUGAUGAAAGUCAAACUGGCUCUUUCUUUUUCUUGUCCAAUUUUUUUUGGCACCUGGAUGUUCAAGACCAACUCGCUGGAUAUUUGCAUCAAAAGUGAAAGUAUCCUGGGACCAGGCUCCGCAUUGAGGGAAAAAAGCCAAAAAAUGGGGUCAAAGGAAAAAUCUCAGCGAGCAAAGUAAGCUGAGCGGUGGCCUCUGGAGGGGUAAGAGGCGACGGAGCCUGGAGACAUGCCUUUGAUGCCAGUGUUCCAUGAUACCAGAUUCUGGUAUCAUGCUCUGAUUGGUCAAAUGCCUUCAUGUUGACAGAUUAACGGUGCUGUUGACAGUAUCACGCUCUUUCAAUACACGCUCCUACAAUUCGGGAUAAGAUUUUUCUAAACGUGGAUUUUAAGCAAGCAAUACAAAUUUCUUUGCAAGACUUUUUGCUUAUCCCUCGGCUCCAAAAAAGAGCAAAAGAGCCUGUGAUCUGUUGCAAAAAGAAAAAGAAGAAUUCAAAAUAUCAAGCUUUUCUUAUCCAUUCCUGUUAUAAACUGUGAUCAUAUUUUCAAAGCAUUAUAAUCACGUUCCUACCAAAAGCGUGAUAAAACCCAAAAUCAGUGGAUAUCUGCAAAGAAUUCAUGUUGUGUACAACCAGGGAGGGAAGAGACGAGGUCUGAGACCGAGAAAUGAUGUUCUCACAACUUGCAAAGCGGUCACCCUGCGUGGUGGUCAGCGGAUAAUUGCAUUUUUUCCCACAGUAAAUAUUUUUAGACUUUUUAGAAGCAAGAAGCGAACCGGCAGAGGAAAUCAGAAAUGCUUUAAAAAUUGAAACAAAAAAAUAUCAUGCAUCUUUGUUUUUCUUGCAUAUCGUAUUUGUCUUUCAGUACUGACAUUGCGGGGGAAACUAAAACGUAGCGGUGUUUAAGAGAUCUUAACCAACAGCAACGCGCUCGAUCGAUUUAUAGGUUACAUCAUUUUUGCAGGGCAAUGAUAGCUUGAUGCUGAUAAAAAUUACUGGAAAAAGUGUCAAAUUUAUCGGAAGCAAGUAUAUUCAGAGAGCUUUAUAAAUAUGAGCUGAACUGAAUGAACAUCCACACUUCAUAACAUUUCACUUUGUUUAUUACGAUCAGUCAAAAAAAUUCAAAACGAUCCUAAUAAACAAAUCACAAUUACUACUGAAAGCUCUGUACCUUGAAGCGACUAUAACUUUCCUAAGGUUUGCAGCAAAACACUGCUCGAUAGCUCAACUCUUCGGCGAUUCUUAUCAGCUAUACGGAGCUAUAUGUUGCAUAUUCCAAACCCUGCGGAGGGAAAUUGUUUAACAAAAAAAGAAAACCACACACUAUGUCUGAAAAGUGACAUAAAGUCAAUAAAAUAGCGAAUUACCAAAAUGUAAUAGUGAGAAACAGUCCCGCCUUCGACUGCCAUGCUUUUGUUUCUUCUCAAGACCGUUGAUUUAUGGUUUUGACGUAGUGCGCAUGAUCACUACACAAAUCCGCUGGCAAGAACCUUGCUGAUCGCUUUGCAAGUUGUGAGAACAUCGUUUGGAUUUCAUUUAAGAGAAUAUAUGGGAAGUAGCUUCCCCCCCCCCUGUGUACAACUAAGCCUUGUGCUUGGAGAACGUGUACCUCUUAGAAUCCUUCUUGAUGUUCUUUUGUGUGUUCAGGUUUUCUAAGGCAUCUUUUUGUGCCCUGACAUCUUCUUUCAUGGCAUUUUAAAACUUCGUCGCCAUCUUGACACUGAGGCGUACGGAAGGUUGCCAUGGCAAUUUUGUAAUUUCACAUGUGAAAUUACAAAUUAAGGCUGAAAUUUCUUGCCAAAAUUAAGGAGUAAUUCGUCACCUAUGAUAUUAAACCCCAAAUCAGUGAAUAUCUGCAAAGAAUUCAUGUUGUGUACAACUAAGCCUUGUGCUUGGAGAACUUGUAAGCCACAGCUGUACAAAGAUACCCUGUGAGCAGUUGUUUCUAUCUUGUGUGGCUCUUGUAUCAUUUUCAAAAUGAUUGAAGCUUGAGAAACAGGCUCCUGGCCUUUACGUGGUGUCCCAAAAACGGUUCAGUUAGCAUAAAAUGGCUCUUGUGCAAAAAAGGUUUGGGUCCUCAAGCUAUCAUUUUGAAAUUUCUUUUGUUUACGUGUGAGUGGAAAGUGUAAUUUAUGCCUCAGUCAAUUCCAAGCAUGAGUAACCCCCUGUAGGGGAAUGGGGGAGGCUUCUUUUCCUUUGGAAGUUUCAAAUACCCCCCACAGUGGGGCCAGCAGAUACAUACAAACACCCCACAGUGGAAGUUUAAAGAUGUGAACAAAUGCCCCACUACAGGGACAAAGAAAAAGUCAUGUUUCCAAGCAAAAAGCUUAAAAUUGCAAAUCUAUGGGUAAGUAAGUAAACUCCCAACAAAAGAGCGCUCAAGAAAAAUCAACUUCAGUAUAGAAUCUUGAUGAGCUGAGAGUUUUUCUAAUACUUCAGACAGACCCUGAAGAAGAAUGUUUUGACUGUAAACAGGCUUUUUAAUCAAACACAAUCUUUUAAUGAGUGUGGGGCACUUGAGCGAUUAAAAUAUAAUAUAAUAAUGUCUAUAUAUUUUUUCAGCUUUGGUGGUGGUGGAUAUGGUGGAGGGCGUGGUGGUGGCAGGGGUGGAGGUGGAGGUUUUAAUUCUUCAUUUCGUGGAGGUGGUGGAGGAGGAGGUGGAUUUGGUAAAAAAGACAAAUUGAAUAACCAGCCUGGUCAGUUCCUCAGAAAACCAAAGUGGGAUCUUGAUGCUCUGCCAAAGUUUAAAAAGGACUUUUACCGGGAACAUCCAAAUGUUCAAAACAGAUCAAUGGUUAGUAGAUUCUGUGCAAUAUUUUAGUGCCUUUUUUUCUUGAGAAAAUGUACUGAAUCAAGGUCUCUUUAUUGACUUUGUAUUUAGCAAGAAAUUGAUGGUUAUAGACAACAUUCUGAACUGACUGUCCAUGGAAGGAAUGUACCAAAACCAGUGUUUGCUUUUGAGGAAGCGGCUUUUCCAAGUAAGCAUUGUGUUAAUAAACUGAUUUAUUAAAAUAAUAAUGCAUUAAAAAUUAAAACAUUAAAUGCUGUUCUCUGGCUACGUUCCUAUUUUCUCCUGGUGGUACUAUGUUGCUCCUAAUGUUAUUGCUAUACCAUUCAAAAGUAGGUUCACAUCUGGUUUGUGGAAAGAUCUGAUUGGAUCAAUAUUUCAAUUUUCUUUUCCAGACUAUGUCAUGGAUGUCAUUAGGAGAGAAGGUUUCCAGCGACCAACAGUCAUUCAAGCACAGGUGAUUUGUAUAUUAAUAUGAUUGUUACAUCACAAGAAAAACUGGAAGUAAAUAGGAUAUUUAUGUUGUGUACUUUGGACACAAUAUUUGUGGAGUAUAUUUUUUACAAGUGCAUCUGCUAAAAGCUGCUUGACUCACUGCACCUCUAAAAAUGGUAUAUUUCUUACUGAAAGUCUUCUUGUUCUUUUGAUUUAGGGUUGGCCAGUAGCACUGAGUGGUAGAGACCUUGUUGGGAUUGCACAGACAGGAUCAGGAAAAACAAUAUCAGUAAGUUGCUUAGGAAAAACAGUUGUUGUGGUCAUGGGUCUUUUGACAAUAGGUUACCUGUGUCCACAGAACUUGAACAUUUUGAAAUAAGACUUGGUUAUUGAUCAUUAGAAAUAAUUUUCCAUUUGAUCAAAAAAUAGUUGCAGCUGGAUAAGGCUAGACAGUCUAAAUGGUCCGUAUAGAGAUGAACAGUAAAUUUAUUCCAAUAUUGCUUAAUAAAACUGCUAAAGUAACCGGUGCAAGUGUGGCCCAGCAUGAUAGGACCCUUUUUUAAGGUUAAUUUUAAGUUUAUGCUAGGAUUGUUUCUUCCUAAUGUUAUGUCUGCUUUACUGUAGUUUAUUCUUCCUGCAAUUGUGCACAUCAACAAUCAACCACUUCUUCAGCGUGGAGAUGGUCCAGUGGUAAGUCUGUUCUUGUUUUUGGACUCAAACAAGGCUUAUUGUUAUUGUUAUUUUUGGUGAUUUUUAACCUUAUGGCAAGUAAAAAGUUAAUUAAUGGUGCACAUGCCUAUAAUAACCCUUCCCCUCUAAUAUGAGAUCUGCUGCAGACUACAGAGAACUAGAAAAAUAAAAACUUGAAUGCCGACUUGUCAAAGUUUUUGAGAGUCUAAGGUUCAUCAUUGGUUAUCUUUUCAGGUCCUUUGCCUUUGCCCGACAAGAGAAUUGGCUCAACAAGUACAGCAAGUGGCCAUAAAUUAUGGAAGGGCAGCUAAAGUCAGGAGUGUGUGCAUCUAUGGAGGAGCACCCAAAGGACCCCAAAUUCGAGAACUUGAAAAUGGUUAGCAAAUAAGUUAACGGACAUUUAAGCAAAAGUCGUAUACCCAAGAACACAUUAUUUUUAGUGAUUCUAAAAGUAAGGUUUGAUAGAGGUGUUGAAUUCCCCUUAGAUGUGAUUAAAAUGAUUUGGUUGCUCUAAAACAGAUUCUGUCAUUCAACAGGGGAGCAAUACUUAGUUGAUUCAGAAGCAUAGUACCCUGAAGUGGAUAACUCCGUUCCAAUGCGGAGGUUUUGUGGAGAACUAAUCAAAAUUUACUUCCUGAUAUGGAAUUAGCGAUAUGUGAGAGUGUCGCAGUAGUGUUAUGUAAACUCUGUAGAGUGAUAUCAACGAAGCAAAACAAAGAGCAAUUAUACACAAUGUAUAAGGUUUGAUCAAAAUUGGAAUCUUAAAUGACCAGGAUUUACUUAUUCUGGACAAGACAAAGUCAGCUAAUCAUGAUUAGCAUCUUUUGGGCUAGGAAUAACUUGGUGAUGAAAUCUAGCACAUGUUCAAAAGAGUAUGGGUUACAUGACCGUUUUUUUGUUUUUUUUGUUUAUUUUUUUUACUUGCUAUCUUUAAAAUUAAUAUUAAGAGCUAUGCACAAAGUCUGUGCAGAGAAACCUAAAGCAUGUUUUGUAAUGAACAGAGACAGAAAACAAGUUAUCAAGCAUGAAGAAUUUUUUUUACGGAAAGUCUUCGCAACGAAAAUUAUUCGUAGGCGUGCAGCUUAGCACCGGCAAAUGACAACACACUGGCUCCACUACCUGUAAACAUAAAUGUUUUUGUCCAUUGAUUAUGUUGUAUAACAAAUGUACACAGCUCAACGUAUGCAGUUGAGUCAUGGAUGUACUUGGAGAACUGUCAAGGACUUGAGGAAUUUGUUAUUAGCCACUUUUUAGACAGGGAUGCCUUCAAUUUUCUGUUUCCAUAUUUGGGCAGAAAAAUUCCCAUGGUUCUGAUUGGACAGGUAAAAAACCUCAGCUUAGUUUUGAACAAAUAAGGGGAAUUUAGACUCUUUAGGGUCAUUUGUUUCUGAUUGAUAAAAUAAUCAUUUGUUCCUCUUGUUUAAAUUAUUUGCUGAAGAUAAAAGCGUCAUGUGCAGGGUGUAUAGAAAGUCACUUUUACAGCUCGCCAUUUGGGCAAGCUGCAGCUAGCAUGUACUAGCCCAAAAUUCAUUUCAACUGCCCCAAAACCUUUUUGAUUGGCAGGAUUGAUUACACAGUUCUUUUGUGAUUUAAAUUCCUUAAAAAAACUUCACUUGCCUGUCGGGUAAGUUAAGAACAGAAUUCAUUAGCCCAAAAGCACAAUCCUCUAGUCCCUUUCAACAAUGGAAAGUAUGGCAUUGGAUUUCAGCCCUUUGAUUAAUUAGUAAAAUAGCAUUCUUAGAUACCAACUUUGGCUUUCAUGUUCUCAGCUUUUACUGAAGGAAAAUGCUUAUUUUUUGGAAUUUGUGUACAGGUUAAGAGUACAUUUCAUAUAAGCCUUGUCAAUUUUUGAACUUAUAGCAGUUCUAAUACCUUAACAUUUGCCUGGUUUUAAAAUUUUUAACUAUCUUUGGUGAACUAAAUGUUGCUUUGAACAGUAAAACCUGGUCCUCUGUAGCAAUGUACAUAAGCAGUAGCACAAUGCAAGCAUAAGCAUGAGCUAAUGUGAUAGUGGGAAUGGCCUAGACAUCAGCUUUAGCAUAAGAACAAGCGUUUGUGAUCUUCUUGUGAUCAUGUUAAGGUUCUCCUCACUAGUGAGGACCAUGUUAUAACAAUGCUUAUGCUAGCAUUGCUAGUGAGCAACAGCCCUAAGGCCUGUGAUUUUUACUCUUUUAGGUGAGAAUGGUAACUUUUGGUCUUUCAGGUGUGGAGAUUUGUAUAGCUACUCCAGGAAGAUUGAUUGACAUGUUAGAAGCUCGAAAGACAAACCUGAGACGGUGUACUUAUUUGGUUCUUGACGAGGCAGACAGGAUGCUUGACAUGGGAUUUGAACCACAGAUCAGGACAAUCAUUGAACAAAUCAGACCAGAUAGACAGACACUUAUGUGGAGUGCAACAUGGCCUAAAGAAGUACAAGGUCUGGCAUCUGAUUUCCUGCGGGAUUAUGUGCACAUUACAGUCGGCUCAUUAGGUCUUACUGCAAACCACAAAAUCUUACAGAUUGUGGAUGUGUGUGAUGAGACAGAAAAAGACUACAAGUAAGUUUUGGACCUUGAGUUAUGAUUAUCAGUAUGUUGUCAUGCCAGGGUUUUAAUGUUAAAGAACCCUCUUUUUAUACAUCUUUAAUAUGACACAAUUGAGUCAAGACACUUGAAGAGGGAAGAAUGACUUUGAGCUUCUAUUAUUUUAUAACAUUCAGGGCCUGGUUCCUUGGAAGACAGUUUAGUUUAACCCGAGAUUAAGCCAAACUUUAAGCACAGUUUUCUUGUCUGAUAACAGGUAACUCCAGCGUACAAAAUACUGUUAAACCUUGACUCUGAGACAGAGUAAUGAUAACACAAAAUGUUACUCUGAGCAUUGCGUAGGAAGGUACGUAAAUACAAAAAGUAGAACAAAAUUUUAAUCCUGGAUUAGCGCUUAUCGGUCUUUCAGGAACCUGGCCCUGGACAUCAAUAUUCUUAUUGCUCAAGGUUACUAAGAUUACAAUGUAAAGGAUGCUAAUUUGGUUUUGUUAAUUGGGUUGAUAAAACCAAAUCUUUAUACAUGUAUUUGCCCCUGGAUGCAGCAGCACAGUUUCUUUAAAUAAUGUUACUGUGUACUAGAAAAUUUCUAGUAAUAUAUUUUCAGGAAAAGAUUUCACAGGGCGGAAACGUGGUCAUGUUUGUGUAACCUUAUUUGUUACUAAUAUUACUAGGCUAAUCAAGCUUCUAGAGGAAAUCAUGGGCGAGUCAGAGAACAAGUCCCUUAUAUUCACCGAGACUAAAAGACGAGCUGAUGAAUUAACAAGAAGGAUGCGUAGAGAUGGGUAUGGUUAUUCUUUAUUUGCUGCAAAUGUUAGUUUUGUUUUUAUCUGAAGAGCACUGAUGACUGUUCAGUUUUUCUGAAUUCUAAAUGUUGACCACAUUGAAUUCCUCGUUACUGAUGCUCUUGGUAUUUUGUUUUGUUUUGAUGAAUGUUAUAAGAUGAUGUGUAUUGAGUUAUCAUUUUCAAUUUUAGGUGGCCUGCUAUGUGUAUUCAUGGAGACAAAUCUCAACCUGAAAGGGACUGGGUAUUAAAUGGUAGGUUGAAUCUUCACUCAUUAGGGUUGGUAACAUUCAGGUGCCUCCACAGAAUGAUUGCCACACUGAUUGUUGUAAUCACAAGAGUCAAAUAAAUAACUAUUGCAAAGUAGCCAACAUUGAAUGCAAAAGCUCAGGCAUCAUGCAGAUGCUGCCCUUCCUUGUGCUUGAUCUUGAGUAUGUUCACUAGAGGAAAAGAGCAGAAAGACAGUUUUUCUUAAUACAGGUUUCAGGUAAAAACAUGCAAGCAACAACUGCUGCAAGUUAUGCAGCAAAGACUGAGCGUCCUGUACAUACUGUGAUGCUAUUUUAAAAGGUUCAGCUAGUAGGGACCAUAAAGAGACUACUCUCUUGUCAUAUUAUUUUGUGAAAGUAUAUUUUUGACAUACUUAUAAGACCUCAAUGGAUGUUAAUUAUUUUAUCCAUCUUUUGCUGUGCAGAAUUCAGGAAGGGCAAUGCUCCCAUCUUAGUUGCUACUGAUGUUGCCUCCAGAGGAUUAGGUUUGUUGAAAAUACUCUGUUUUUUUUCCUAUACUGGUUUUUCCCAUUUAAUGCAAGCAGUUAGAGUCCUUUUGUUUUUAUGUGUGGCUAAGAUGCAGAAACCUUUGACUGAUAUUUUGUACCAUUACUUGUAGUUAGAUUCUAGCAUAACUAAAAUAUUUUUGCUUGUACUUAUGCACUAACUUUACGACUUAUUUUUUUUAACCCUGUAGUAGGUUUAUUAGUUUGUAAUCGGAGGGUGCACCAUCCAUGCUGUGGUUACUAGUUGUCCUUGAUUGGAAGGAACUGUGCAUGACCUGGGUUUGUCAGCUGAGCUGGAGGGAGAGGAGCAGAUGUAAUGCCGUACGCUUCUGUUGAUAGGUUCUCCAUAAAUCACUAUCCAAAAUUACUGUCACAGAUUACCAAAAAUACUCAUAAGUACAUGUAUUAACUGCAAUCUUGUGGGCCACUGUCAGAUGCACACAUGCAUACAGAUGUAAACAUUUUUUUAUUUCAGGAAAUCUGUAGCCAUCUCUCAAGAGAUAUAUUUGACUUAACCUUCAAAGACUUUCUGUUUGCAUGCCUUAUUGCUCAGUGUGGUUUUGAGAAGCCAAGAAUUCUUUGCAUGUCAUUUUACUUUAUAGCUAUGCAUCUUUUCCUCAGUUUGCCUCCUUUUCUGUAAAGAUGAGUCGAGGCAAUGCAGUUUUACAAUAACAUUUCCUUGAGGAGGAAAUAUUGCUCCUCUAAGACAUGAUCUUGUAUCAAGCCUUGAGUUUCAAUAAAAGUGCUAAAAUGUGUACAUUGGAGUUGUGUUUGAUGUUGUACAGAUGGAGUGAGGUUCCACAGUAGUGUAAGCAUUUGUGGAGCCUGGCAGAUUCAGCUGACUGCUGCAUAUUAGUAUCUGUACAACCUCAAACUUUAAGUCAAAGUCCACUGCUCUGACUUAUUAGUUUUGAAAACAACUCCACGAAUAAUUGGUGUAACAGAAAAAAACAUACAAAGCAAGUAUGCCAUUGUUUCGACUAUCCAGAAUAGCACAAAUUUUGAAAUCUGUAAAUGUCUAAAAGAAAAACAGUAAGCCAAAGCACUGGACAUUGACUUAAAAGUUCAGUGUAGAGGUUGCAUAGUUGAAAUAAUGAUCUUUCAGAAGAUGUUUAUUAAUAUUUAACUUUCCAAAAGUUUUAGGCGAGUGUUGCAGGGGAGGUGAUUUUCAAUGAGAAUUAAAGAAAUACUUGUAAUCCAAGGUAUUUUUGUUGACAAUACUAAUGCCCUCAGUAUAACAUGUGCACCUUUGGCAAGGCUACUAGUUAGUUGAUUUGGAACUUUCAGAUUUUUGCAAUGGCAUAAUGCUUCUCUUGAAAAUAUUGAAUUAUUUUGCAUUGAUUACGAAAGUAGUUUGUAUCGGGAAAUCAGGUUAUUUCUCUUCUUGUUGAAAGACCUCCUGUCUGUAGACAUGCAUGUUGUUUGCAAUGCAGUGUUGAAUCUAAAGGGCCCACAAUGUUUGCAUGACUGAUCAUAAGACAGGCAGCAAGGCAAAGCUGCACUGCCUCUAGAGUCCCUUAUCUCUGUUCCUUCCCUCCCAAUCAUCUGGAUGCGCUGAGUCAUGGUGUGGUUCCUGCUUCAAGUGUAACCUGGUGAACAUUUCAUGCCGGCUCCCAGGGCAGAAACAACCUCCAAAAUAUCACACAAUGGGACAGGUAGCUUACUAGUUACUCAACAAUCCAGGCAAGUUUGAUUGGACAAAAUAGAUGACAGGCUACCUUAUGGCCAAGUCUACAUUUAUUUAUGACUACUUGCUAAUGUUAAGUGGAUUGGAAGGGUUGCAAGAAAUCCUUCAGUCCAAAUAAGUGUCACCGUUUCAUUUGGAACACUGUACCCACGUGAGUAUGCAGGUACUGUUUCUGACAUUUGCAACAAAAUGUAUCAUUAGGGAGCUGGCAUUUCUGUUUUGACGCCCUCUUUUUAUUGUGCGAGUGGAUUAUUGGCAUGCAUUAACUCACUUCAUUACUUCAUUGCAACAUUCUUUUAGAUAUCUCUGACAUCAAAUUCGUCAUCAACUUUGACUUCCCAAGCUGCUCUGAAGAUUAUGUGCAUCGUAUCGGUCGAACAGCGCGUUCAGAUCGUACUGGGACAUCAUACACAUUUUUCACCACUGGAAAUGCCAAGCAGGCAAAGGAUUUGAUUUCUAUAUUGAAAGAAGCCAACCAGCAUGUCAACCCCAAGCUCAUGCAAUUGGCAGAACAAGCAAAGGGAAUGUUUGGCAGAAGUAAGUGUAACCAUACCUCACUCUGCCUGUAAUAUUGGAUUAACGCCAUGAAAACACUUAAAAGAUUCUUCAGGACUACAACAGGGUUUAGAGAAGUUCUUGUUCAGGGUUCCUUAAAACAGAACAUGAUAUUGUAAAUUUAUUAUACAUGUAGCAAGUAACCAAAGAUUUGCACAUCUUGCUUUGAAAAAAAUGUCAGUGGUUCUGUACUUUCAGACUUGCCGAGAUAAACAGCAACCUUUUCACAUUUCUAUUCAAGUAUAUUUAACAAUUAUUCCUCGAGCCCGAAUGGGCUAUUGAAAAUGUCAACUAGUUGUUCUGUAAAAAAAAAAAAAUAGCUUCUAGACUUUAAUCCUUUUUUUUUGCCCCCAAAAGCCCGCGCUUUUUGAGAUAAACAUAUAACCUUUUCACCAAUUCUUGAUUCCACUAGUUGGAUUUUACUAAAAUACCAUACUCCUCCUUCAGGAAUAAUACUAAAUAAACAUGUAAAAGGGCCAUUUUCUUGACAAUGCAAGUUGACUAAUUUCAAUUUGUCAAUCUCACAGAGAUUUACCAAACCAUAGCCCUGAUUUGCACAUGAAAACAGCAAUCUGAAGGAUUCUGGUAGUUGUGGUCAAAAUUUAUGGUGUCAUCAUACAAAAUUCCUAUUGCAGAAUGAAAGUAAUAUUAAUUUUCAUUUCAGAUCGUAGCCGUUACCGUGACAAAAAUGCCCAGCAAAGCACUGGUGGUUCUUUUAACAGAAACAGCUAUGGAGAUGCACGUGGUGAUUCCAGAAGUGGAGGUGGUAACCGCUCUGGUGGAUUCUCCGGUGGUGGUCGGGGACACUCUGGGAGAGGGGGUCACUCCAACAGGAGUGCAGAUUCACGUGGUGACAAAGGAGGCUAUGGGGGAAGGCAUCAGCCACAACAGAAUGGCUCAUGGAGCCACAUGGGUGGACAGCAGAACAGUAUGAUGGGAGGAGGAUACAAUAGUUACGGCAGUACUUAUUCACAGCAUCCACCACCCCCACCCCCUCCAGGGCCCCCACCCUCACAGCCAAGUGCACCUCAACCGUUAAUGCAGCAUGGCCAACAGCCACAGUACACCCAACAAGCCAGUGUAUACCAGCAGACGGCCUACCAACCCUACCAGCCACAGGCUACCAAUGCUGUCCAAGGCCAAAUACAACAGGCUGCUGCAUGGGCCUACCCUCAACAGACCUAAGCAUUCAACGCUUAAUAACUGACUGUUAUUAAUACAAACUUUUUUCAAUAUUUUGUAUAUUUAUUAGAAUGAUCACUGUACCAGAGGUGAAGAUGUGAUGACAUUAAGUCAUUUUAGAAGCAAGCAGUGUUACAGCCAAGUUUUUAUUUCUUGUGAAAAUUAAAUGUGCACUCAUUGUGCUUGAUCUAAGAGUUUUGCUUGCCCAGAGGCUCAUUGGCAUUACAGAAAACUAGGGCUUUUUGGCAUUUGAUUUUAAAUUUUAAUUAAGUUUCUCUUGAUGUUUUUCUUUUUGGAGUAGACAAUCAUGAUCUGUUUUUAGAAGUAAUGUAACUUCAGCAAGCAAUGUCUCUUCAGAGACUUUGGAAAUGGGACAUGUCAUGAAUUAAAUUUAGUUCACUGAGUAAUUAUUUUGUCGUUGUUUUG
Molecule: messenger RNA, 12661 nt
Organism: Porites lobata
Lineage: Eukaryota; Metazoa; Cnidaria; Anthozoa; Scleractinia; Poritidae
Source: the annotation of a GenBank genome assembly